AUUCAAAGCUUUCAGCUGUAGAGCACAGAUGAUAAACGGUAAUCCGUCAAUUUUGACAAACAAAAAUGGUUUAUUGAUUUGUGAAUUUAAAACAAACAAAGUGCUGAAAUAAUUUAAAUAAGUUUUCAGCGUGUAAAUUAAGAGUGAAAGGUUACAAGAACUGACUUCAUGACACUGUCCGUCGCCCUGGCGAAAAUGAUAUCAGAACAGCUAAGGAACCCAAACGAUCUGGACAUCAACCUGAGAAUGGAAUUUGGUCCAUUUGAGACGGUGCACAAGUGGAAACGGAUGUCAGAGUGCUAUGAGUUUGUAGGUGCCAGGCGAAGCAAACACACAGCUGUAGCAUACAAAGACGCCAUCUAUGUAUUUGGGGGUGACAACGGCAAGUCAAUGUUAAAUGACCUGAUCAGAUUUGACAUCAGAGAGAAGUCCUGGACUAAAACUGGCUGCAUGGGAGUCCCACCCGCACCAAGAUACCAUCAUUCAGCAGUGGUGCAUCGUUCCUCAAUGUUCGUGUUCGGCGGCUACACAGGCGACAUCCUCGCCAACUCGAACCUCACCAAUAAGAACGAUCUGUUUGAAUACAAGUUCACGAGCGCUCAGUGGGUGCAGUGGAGAUUCACAGGGCAGGAGCCAGUACCCCGGUCAGCUCACGGUGCAGCGGUGUACGAUGACAAGCUGUGGAUAUUCGCCGGGUACGAUGGUAACGCGCGCCUGAACGAUAUGUGGACUAUCAAUUUGAAGGGCGAGACCCACCAGUGGGAGCACGUCGAACAGAAAGGCCAAUGCCCUCCGACCUGCUGCAACUUCCCCGUCGCCGUCGCCGGCGGCAAGAUGUUCGUGUUCAGCGGACAGAGUGGCGCCAAGAUCACUAACGCCCUCUUCCAAUUUGAUUUUGAAACUCACACCUGGUCCCGCGUGUGUACGGAGCACUUGCUCCGUAGCGCGGGCGGCGCGCCGGCGCGGCGCUACGGACACGUCAUGGUGGCGCAUCGCUCACAUCUGUACGUGUUCGGGGGGGCCGCGGAUAAUACUCUGCCUAAUGAUCUGCAUUGCUACGACCUGGAUACGCAGAUAUGGUCUGUGAUCCAACCGGCAGCAGACUCUCAGAUUCCGUCGGGCCGGUUGUUCCACGCCGGAGCCGUGGUCGGCGACGCCCUCUACAUCUUCGGAGGAACUGUUGAUAAUAAUGUUCGGAGUGGAGAGCUGUUCAGGUUCCAGCUAUCAAACUACCCCCGCUGCACUCUCCACGAGGACUUCGGUCGCAUCCUCAAGUCGCACCAGUUCUGUGACGUGCAGCUGCUGGUGGGGCCCGACCAGACCGUCGUGCUCGCUCACCAGGCCAUCCUGGCUGCCAGGUCUCCGUACCUUAGAGCUAAGAUCAAGGAAGCUCGUGAAGAACUAAACCAGCGCAUAGCGGCCGGUGAAGAAGAGGCGUCUGAGGUGUACUCGUACAAGUCACCGCCGCAACUCAAAGUGCUGCUGCCUGAGGCCACUCCUGAGGCCUUCAACAUGGUGCUCAACUAUAUCUACACGGACAGGAUCGAUCCAACUGAGAAAGACGAGGACCCGGCGUCCCCGGGCACGGUGCUGCUGGUGCUGCAGGUGCUGCGCCUGGCGCUGCGCCUGUGCGUGCCGCGCCUGCGCGGGCUGUGCGCGCGCUUCCUGCGCCACCAGCUGGGCUACGGGAACGUGCUGCAGGCGCUGCAGGCCGCGCACCACGCGCGCCUCGCCUGCAUCAAGGAGGACUGUCUCAGGUUUGUAGUCAAAGACUACAACUUCACACCAAUAGUGAUGUCCCGCGAGUUCGAGGAGAUGGAACAGAGUCUGAUGGUGGAGGUGAUCCGCCGCCGCCAGCAGCCGCCGCCCAAACAGCUCGCUGCCAACGCACAGCAUGAGUGCGACGAGGAGAUCGUUGGCUCGACCCUGGAGCAGGACCUGUGCGGCCUGCUGGACGGCUGCGAGCUGGCGGACGUGCGGCUGCGCGUGGCGGGGGCCAGCCGCCCCGCACACCGCUCCGUGCUGGCCGCCAGGGCUGCCUACUUCGAGGCCAUGUUCAGGUCCUUCUCGCCGCAUGAUAAUAUUGUUAAUAUUCAGAUCUGCGACACAGUGCCCUCGGAGGAGGCGUUCGACUCCCUCCUCCGAUACAUCUACUACGGCGACACCAACAUGCCUACUGAGGACUCGCUAUAUCUCUUCCAGGCGCCUAUUUAUUACGGCUUCACAAACAACCGUCUCCAAGUAUUCUGCAAGCACAACCUACAGAGCAACGUGUCCCCCGAGAACGUACUCGCGAUCCUGCAGGCGGCAGACCGCAUGCGAGCCACUGACAUCAAGGAGUACGCGCUCAAGAUGAUCGUACACCACUUUGGACUAGUGGCGAGACAGGAAGCGAUCAAGAACUUGGCUCAACCUCUCCUGGUGGACAUAAUCUGGGCGCUAGCUGAGGAGCCUCACUUCGACUCCCCGCUGCCGCUGGCGCCGCGCUGCCUGCCCGCCUCCGCGUCCGCUGACGCCAUCGCCGACGAUACAGACGCCACGCGGUACAGGUGCGGCAAGUCUUAAAACUGGUUGCAAGCUGUUCAUAACGUGCUUGUAUGUCAAGGUAUAAUUGUUUUCGAUAUUAUGUUGACUUUCAAGGCUAUGAUUUUUGAUCACUUGUUCUCAUUGUCGAGUUUACUUACUUUGUUUCUAUUGCCUUCAGCCCAUAAACAAAUUUUAGUUUAAUUACCUACAGUCAAUGACAGAUUCAUAGUUCUAUGUAGAAUAUUGGUGCUAACAUGAUUUAUUUGUCGAAAGUACUUAGUGCAAAAGACAUCUGAGUUAGCCGAAAAAAAAAAAUAUUGAUUUCAGAAACGAGUUCAUUUGCUAUUGUUCUUGCAAAUAGACCGCGAUAGCACAUGUUUUUCUAUUUCUAGUUAUAAUUCAGGGCAAUAAGAUCUGUAUUACUUUAAUUAUAAUUAAUUAUUUUUAGGAUUACGUGUAGUACUUUUCUGCUAAGAUGAUUAUUGCCUAAAUUAUUAAAUAUUACUACUAUGGGGCUGUCACAAUAAUGAUUAGCCCAUGAAUAGCCAUAGCUGAACACACAUUUAUAAUGAAUGGCGGAUAUUUUUCAACUACUAGGGAAUAAUAUUGAUUUCUAAAACAUCCAACUAUCUUAGAUGUACUAAGUAAUAUUAUGAUCGAAAAUAAUAUUUAAGUAUAUUAAAAGUAGUUAUAUUUACAUAAUCUUAAAAUAGCCGUUGAUUUUGUAUGUAUGUCCUAUACUUACCUGUAUUUUGUAUUAUGUCAAAUUCCUAAAGGCUUAUUUAGACGAUGUGAGAAAGGACGUGCGUGUUUCUAUUGCAUAUGCGCUGCUUGGUUAUAAGAGAGACUUAUCGGCUUCUUUUUUCGUACAGUAUAUGUACAACCUGGUGUCAGAGCUUAAGCCACUUGUUUUGACUUAGCACAGCCAAGAAAAAGUCUCAGUUUCUUUCACCGGUUUGUAAAAUUAUAUUUACUUUGUUAGCCUUGAAAUCGAAAAUACAUUGGUGCGUACUGUGAUUUGCACCUACGAUCUUUGACUUGGCAGUCAACGGUCAUACCAUUAGACUAGGUACUAGACACUACAUUAAACAGAUUAGACUAUCACUCCUAUAAGUGAUAGUCCUAUGUAAUGCAACUCGUACGAUAUUUCUCACAUCGUCUAAAUGUGCUUUAAAUUGUGAUAUGCGUGUAAUGAGUCUGACUGAUAAAAAUAAUGUAGGUUUAAAGUCGGUUUCGUUUUAAACAAUAACAAAGACGAGUGACUGAUUUGGAUACUCCUUAAACUAAGGUAUAUCUGGGUGAUUCUCUCAAAAAAUAAUUGCCCGUACCAAAUGGUUAAAGUAAGCGUAGUUCUUGAAUGUUUUUAUUCUUAUGUUGUCAAUUGAUAUCCAGAGUACUACAUAAGAGUGAUUAAAAUCAUUCAGCAAUAUAAUCAUUAUGAAAUCAUUCAGCAAUACGUGAACGGAGCUGAAUAAGUCCGUCUGUCCGUAUGUAGUCCCUUACAGAGUGGUGGAGGGUUAUGACAUCAUUGAAUUAUUUUUUUCGGAGAAUUAUAAUCUGUUUAAAUUUGUUAAAAUAUAAUGUCAAGUAUCUUUCCUUGAUUGCAUCAACAAGUGUUGUGAAAUCCAGCUUUUUAGUAAAAACAAUUUAAUCUAAUUUAGUAAUGUAAAAAUGACGCUGAAGAAAACAGAUAAUUUAGGGUGUUUAAAAAACUAUUCUUGUAUAGGCCAAAAUAAUAACCAAACAUAAUUUUCUAUUAAAAUGUAUGCAUUUAAUAGUGAUUAACUUUAAAAUUCAACUAAAUGUGUUUAUUUUGUAGAAGUUUACAAUAAGUAAAAGUUUCGUAAUAGUAUUAUAUUUCAGAUUAGAUUUUAGAAUGUAUUUUUAAAUGUUUAGAGUUUCCAAUAUCUAAUUGUUUGUUAAUAAGUAUAAAUGUAUGUGACUGAUAUCAAAUAUGACAUGUUAUAAAUAAAAUUAUAUAUUUAUUGAUUCAAUGUUAUCUAGUCAUUUUAAUGUUAAUAUUUUAAGUGAAUA
Molecule: messenger RNA, 4560 nt
Organism: Trichoplusia ni (cabbage looper)
Lineage: Eukaryota; Metazoa; Arthropoda; Insecta; Lepidoptera; Noctuidae
Gene: Lztr1
Product: leucine-zipper-like transcriptional regulator 1
Exons: 16
Coding region: 169-2565 (798 amino acids)
Cellular component (GO): Golgi apparatus
Molecular function (GO): protein binding
Source: RefSeq, a predicted model, not a curated record